AUGUCUCAUUUGGCCCCCGACUGUGCUGGAUGGUAUAAUUGCCAUUAUGCCACCCCAAUUUUUGCCGCAGCCCCAGUUUGCCUCGCGCCUGCAUCCGACCUGCAGGUGCUGGCUGAGCCUAUCGCUGACUCGGGUAGGUCGCCGAUCAGAUUACAAUGUUUACAGCCCCGGGGCUCUACGUACUGCAAACAUAUGCUUACAUACAUGCUGCGAAAUGGGGCGGAAACAGAAAUGUGGAGCUUCUUGACAGAACUAUGUUGCUGA
Molecule: messenger RNA, 264 nt
Organism: Penicillium chermesinum
Lineage: Eukaryota; Fungi; Ascomycota; Eurotiomycetes; Eurotiales; Aspergillaceae
Exons: 1
Coding region: 1-264 (87 amino acids)
Source: RefSeq, a predicted model, not a curated record